This is a messenger RNA of Stegastes partitus (bicolor damselfish), 1510 nucleotides long. RefSeq names its product somatomedin B and thrombospondin type 1 domain containing (gene sbspon). Bases 327 to 1121 code for a protein of 264 amino acids. Lineage: Eukaryota; Metazoa; Chordata; Actinopteri; Pomacentridae. The transcript is spliced from 5 exons. The record is from RefSeq and is a predicted model, not a curated record.
CAUGAGAGACAUGGGAGUCUGAUCAGUGCUGGAAUGAGGUGUUUUGUGCUGUAGUUUUGCUCUGCAGGACCUGUUUCUGGAGGGAAGCAGAAGGGCUGGACACAGGAGACGGACACAGGAAUUCCAGGUCACAAGGGCUCCUGUGGCAGAGCUCAGUCUUUGGCUGGGUUGGGCUGGGCUGGUAUUCCAACCUCUCCCUCUCACCGUCAUGAACGAAAUAGAGUAGGAAUAAACACAUUUAGAAGAGGGUGUUGAAUCACAAAUUGGGGCAAGAGAGGCAAGUGUUUCUUUUACACCAGGGGUCGACUUUCUGGCCUGACCUCCUCAUGAUGGGAUCCUCUGUUGCGUUAGCCUGUUGGCUGCUGGUGGUUUCUGCUCUUGGAGAGAUCCACUUGGUGAUGGGGGGUUGUUUGGGGAAAUGCUGCCGGGGCAGAGACCUGAGCUGUUCCACCACCGACUGGAGGAUGGACCGCGUUUACGGGACGUGCUACUGCGACGAGGGCUGCGUCAGAACCAAGGACUGCUGCUUCGACUACUUCACAGAGUGUCCAGCUCAGGAUUGCGCGGUGAGCGACUGGAGCUUUUGGAGCGGCUGUGCCAAGCCCUGCCAACCUUCAGUGAGAGCCCGGGUCCGUCACGUAGAGCAGCAGGCCGGUAACAGCGGCGAGCCCUGUCCCGGCCUGCAGCAACGAGCCGGCUGCAGGGAGUACAGAGACCACCAGGGCAGCCACUGUGGACUCAACUCAGGACCUGCGUUUAUCACCAGCAUGGAGUUUGGCAAGGGGAGGCCCAAAUAUGACAGCUAUGGAAACCCCCUGGACUCUGGGUUCUGUGUGGAAUUCACUCUGGAGUCACGGACACCACACUGUACCGUGGAGAGCCGGCCACACACACACUGGAUGCGCUACAUAACAGAAGGAUUUAAAGUGUGUGUGGCAUGUGAGCCUCCUGCAAUGCGAAACAAUAGCGGCAGCUGCCAAGGAGAUGGUCAGGAAUCAGACAAAGAGGCUGUGCUGCACUGGCAGGCGGUGGGGAACCCUCGGUGCAGCGGGACAUGGAAGAAGAUCCAGAGAACCCAGCAGUGCACCUGUCCACCACAACACAGCUUUGUCUUUAUCUGAUCCACACAAAGCGCUACUGGACAAAAGCUCUGAUCUGGAGUCCACAAAAACAACCAAGACCCCCUUCACAGUGGACCUGUCAUAAUGAGUUCAUUCCAGGUGCCUCGACACCACAGGCUUUCAUCACUGAGAAAAGACUUAUGACUUGAGACUCAAUGGUGAUACAACUAUGUUUCUAAUAUGCUACACUGAUAAAGGCACGUUCCAAUCGCUGCGGCCGCCACGCACAUUUCAACUGUUCUAAAACAGUGUACAGUAUUUUACCUUUCUUUUAGUUCACAAUAAGCACCUAUCAGUUGAUUUUUUGUACAUUGUUUAUUGUAACACACCACUGCUGUAUUCAUUGUUUUAAAACAAUUUUAUUGGUAAAAUAUUUAACUUAAAAUGGA